AUGUCCAACAACAACGGCCGCGACGGCGUCCGCAAGUCGUUCUUCGGCUCGCUCAAAAACAGCCUCAGGAAAGGCACAAGCUCAAAUGGCGACGGCUCCGUGAGUCCCGUCUCGCCUGGCGGCGCGUCCGCGUCAUCACCAAUACCACCUGCCAGCCGUGGACUCAGUGCAUCGCAGGCCCCGUCUUCCCGCAGUCGCCCGGGCUUCCCAGAGCCAACGAGACGUCCCUCCAACGAACCUCCUCCGCCGUACUCGGCGAUAUCGGAGCUACCUGGAAGUACCCCUGCGGCCGCACCAGCUGCUUCUGCUCCGGCAGCUGCACCUACUGCUGCUCCCGCUCCUCCGGCGAUCGGCUUCUCCAUCCGCCCUGCCUCACCCACUCCCUCCCAGCGCUCCUCGGCUUCCGCCCGCCCAACCGUCGACAACGUCCGUUCCGCCGAGGACCCCUACGCCUUCCUGUCCAUGUUCGACACCAUCUUUGUCAUUGACGACUCCGGCUCCAUGGCAGGGCGCCCAUGGCGCGAGGUCCAGGCCGUUCUGGCCAACAUUACGCCGAUAUGCACGCAGCACGACGCCGACGGCAUCGACAUUUACUUCUUAAAUCACAAGAACACGCCGGCUGCACAAGGUGGCGGCGGCCAGCAGGCUCGUGUCCCCCCGGGCAAAGCGGUCGGCGGCUACCACAACGUGACGGAUGCCGCCGCCGUGGCGCGCAUCUUCCAGACCGUCAAGCCGGGCGGCGCCACCCCCACGGGCACGCGCCUACACAACAUCCUCCAGCCCUACCUUCGCUACUACGAGGCCAAGCGGAACGAGAUGGAGCAGCGCGGCGAGUACGGGGAUCCAGACCCCGACGACAUCAAGCCCGUCAAUAUGAUUGUCAUUACGGACGGCGUGCCCACCGACGACCUGGACACUGUCCUCGUGCGCGCCGCCAAGAAGCUCGACAGCUUUGACGCGCCCCCCUUCCAGGUUGGCGUGCAGUUCUUCCAGGUCGGCACCGAGGCCGAAGCUGCCGCCUACUUGCGACACCUCGACGACAACCUGGGCAACGACGUGGCCGGCGGCAUCCGUGACAUGGUCGACACAGUCACCUGGGACGCAUUUGUGAGCAUGAACCACGGCAGCACAACGGGUGGCAGUGGUCCAAGCACCGCUCUCGGCCUCACGGCCGACGGUAUCCUCAAAGCCGUGCUGGGCGCCGUUGUCAAGCGUCUCGACCGCCGGCCAACAGGUCCCUCUGGUCCACCAGCAAAUGACUCCAAUGUCCACCGAUAUCUCACACCACAACGUUAA
Sporothrix brasiliensis 5110 is the source of this 1296-nucleotide messenger RNA. Its product is annotated as von willebrand factor. Lineage: Eukaryota; Fungi; Ascomycota; Sordariomycetes; Ophiostomatales; Ophiostomataceae. The record is from RefSeq and is a predicted model, not a curated record. The coding region runs from base 1 to 1296 and encodes 431 amino acids. The transcript is spliced from 2 exons.